Danaus chrysippus (African queen) is the source of this 420-nucleotide messenger RNA. Lineage: Eukaryota; Metazoa; Arthropoda; Insecta; Lepidoptera; Nymphalidae. The record is from the annotation of a GenBank genome assembly.
AUGGUCGUGGACACAAAAUGUACAUUCGGCACCCGAAUGCCGAUAGACAUACACAUGUUGAACGAAAUGAUUUACAGAGAAGUGAAACACUUCAGGAAUUAUAAGAUUUACAGACCUAACUUUGGAUCUAUACCGGUAACUGGUAAGUUCUACGCUGCCCACGACCAAUUAAAAGCUGAAUCUAAAGAACAAAAGAAGAAGGUGGAUGAUUAUCAUUUCAAUGUAGCACAAACGAGGGCUAAGGGACCACACAGCAAGUACCCAUCGCCGGCUACCGAGAACCAAGUCUACGGUUGGUACGACAAGCCACUGGUGCCAAUGGACAGGAAUGAUAGACGCUUCUACUUCCCCAAGAGAGAGAGCUCCCACACCAAGGUCGAAAUCAUCAUACUCAUGUCUAAUCCAAUGAAAAAAGCAUAA